CAUUUUUACUUCUGUGUGAAGGCAAAAAAAAGCCCUAGUGUGUAGUCGGCGUCGGCGACCAUUUCUCUCUCUAGAUCGGCUAUGGCUUCUCCCGUAUUUUUCUCCGUCAUCUUCCUUAUGUUCGUCCUUUUCCAUCAGAUUACAGCUCAAGGUGGGGUCAUUUUCGAAGACGGCUACACAGUCAGCACAGUCCUCGACGGCGACAAGUCAAACGUCAAAGUCAACCCUCACUCUAUCCUCCACCAAUCUCCGCCGUCCGAUGCGUUUGUCCUCCUCGACUCCGUUGCCAGCACUUUCUACACUGUAUCGCUGCCCACAACCUCCAACGAGACUGUUAUAAAGAGCUUGGCUGGAAAUGGCAAGCCUGGGUUCAUCGACGGUGACUUGGCUUCGGCAAGGUUUAAUAAGCCGAGGAGUUUCGCAGUCGACUUCAACGGGAAUGUGUAUGUUGCAGACAUGUUGAAUCGUGCCGUUAGGAAGAUCACAAAGACAGGUGUGACCACAAUUGCUGGAGGUAAUUCACAAAAUUCUGGCCGUACGGAUGGCCCUGCACGCGAUGCAUCGUUUUCAAACAACUUCGAGCUGACAUUCAUUCCCCAAAGAUGUGCUUUGAUGGUCUCCGACCAUGGUAACAGAUUAAUCCGUCAAAUAAAUCUGAAAGCAGCUGAUUGUAAACGGCAAUCUGGAUCUGUUCUAGGAACCACUUCUGCAUGGCUUCUUGGUUUGGGACUAUCUUGCCUACUGAGCCUGAUUCUUGGUUUUGUCAUCCGCCCAUACGUAAUUCCCUAUGGAGGUUCCGAUCCCCGUCACUCGUCCAGCUGGACACAAUGCCUAAUGAGUCUGGAGAAACAAACUUUGAUGCUUUGCUCAGGCAUCAGAAGCGUACUUGCUAAAUCAACCGUGUGUACGUUUUCUAAGUACAUUGUCUUGUUGAGUCUCUCUCAGUUAUCUCUCAUGUUUAGACCUUUGAUGGUGAAAUCUCGUAGUACUACUAGUUGUGCGAAAUCGGUGUCUUUGCUCGACAUGGAUGAAGUGUGUAGCGGUAGUGGUAAUAGUAAUAUAAUACCACCUUUGAUGGUGGAAUCUCGUUGUACUAGUUGUGCAAAAUCGGUGUCUUUGCUGGACCUGGCUGAAGUAAAUAGCGGUAGUGGUAAUAGUAAUAUAGGUAUCUCGUCCGAGAUAGAUGACCAGUUAAAGGAUAUGAUUAGUUUUGGUGGGGGUCUGGUUUUACCUGCGAAUGGUAAUAACGAAACGGUGGAGCGAAAAGAAGAAGAGAGAGAAAGCAGUGACGUUUGGAUGAGUGAGAAGGAGAGGGUAGAUUGUAUGAUAGUUGCGAAUUUUGUGAAGUUUGAAGAGGAAGCUUCUAGAGAUUAUUCACCGGAGUCUCUGCAGUGCAGCUUGGGUUUGAUCAAGAGGAGAUGAAAACAUUAUGCUAUGCAUCUUUUCUAGUAAAUAUUUUAAUUAUCUUAUUAGAGCUUUUGCCACUUUUUUUUUUAGCUUUCAUGUGUAAUAAUACACUUAUCUAGGUGUGGAAAUCGGAACGGGAUUUUCUAAUUUCGUCGUUUUCGAUUCUUUUGGAUCUUUUUGGAACGAACCGUU
Messenger RNA from Erythranthe guttata (spotted monkey flower), 1599 nucleotides. The record is from RefSeq and is a predicted model, not a curated record. Lineage: Eukaryota; Viridiplantae; Streptophyta; Magnoliopsida; Lamiales; Phrymaceae.